Messenger RNA from Salvia miltiorrhiza (redroot sage), 1937 nucleotides. RefSeq names its product cytochrome P450 71A8-like. The transcript is spliced from 2 exons. Lineage: Eukaryota; Viridiplantae; Streptophyta; Magnoliopsida; Lamiales; Lamiaceae. The coding region runs from base 315 to 1805 and encodes 496 amino acids. Gene Ontology annotation, molecular function: monooxygenase activity; heme binding; oxidoreductase activity, acting on paired donors, with incorporation or reduction of molecular oxygen. The record is from RefSeq and is a predicted model, not a curated record.
UAAAUAGGAUUAAUUUAGUAAUUUUCCAGAAGGAUUUAUUAAAUCUUUAAUUAGAAUUAACUAAUCAUACUAGCUUAAUUAAGAUUAGAAUAGACAUACCAGAUUACUGUGCCUCAUGACAUAUAGUUGCAGAGUUGUAGCUGUAUCGAGAGAGAUAGACAUAUAGAAUGAACAUUAUAGUCAGCAGCUCCUCAUUUAGUUAGGCAGAUAUUAAUUAAUUGUACUUGCCACUAUUAAUCCAUAAAGGACUAUUUAACUGAAUUUACUUAAGAGACAAACAAAAAAAAGCAUUCACCUUCUCAUAAAGCUAAGAAAUGGAUGAAACUAAGCUGCAUCCAUUCAUAUUUCCUGUUCUUAUAUCAUUACUCCUGCUAUGGUUGGUUACAAAACGUGUCUCUGGAAACAAAAACUUACCACCAUCGCCACGAAAGUUGCCAAUACUCGGAAAUCUGCACCAGUUGGGUUUCUUGCCUCACCGGAAUCUCCAAUCACUGGCCGUAAAACACGGGCCAUUUAUGCUUCUUCACUUCGGCAGUGUUCCUGUGCUGAUUGCGUCGACAGCGGAUGCAGCCCGCGAUGCCCUGAAGACGCAUGAUCUGACUUUCGCAAGCAGGCCGCAGCUUUUCAGGGCCGUCAAGAAAUUCAUUCGCGAUGGUAGGAAUGUAGGAUUCGCCCCUUAUGGAGAAUACUGGAGGCAGAUGAGGGGCAUAUCUGUUAUCCACCUGCUCAGUAGCAAAAGGGUUCAAUCUUUCCGUUUCAUCAGGGAGGAAGAAACAACCGCUUUCAUGCAAAGGAUUAGAGAGUCUUCGGGGCCUGUUGAUUUCAGUAGCAUGGUUUCUGAGUUCACCAACGAUGUCAUCUGUAGGUCAACUUUUGGCCGGAAAUACAGCGACUCAGAAAAUGGGAAGAAAGUUAUGGUAUUGCUGAGAGAAUCAAUGGAGUUGUUGGGAACUGUUUGUAUUGGGGAUUUCAUUCCGUGGCUUAGUUGGGUAAGUCGUGUUAAUGGUUUCGAUAAGAGACUUGAUAGGGUUGCGAAGGAGUUGGAUGAAUUUCUGGAGGGCGUGAUUCAGGAGCACGUUGAGACUCCAAAGAGGCAGCAGGGCCAAAAUGGAGAGAGCUUUGUUGAUGUUUUGCUUGAUAUUCACAAUGAUAAGGCUGCUGAAAUUUCCAUUGACAGAGAGAGCAUUAAGUCAUUACUUGUGGAUAUACUUGGAGCUGGGACCGAUACCUUGACCACACUUCUAAUAUGGGCGAUGGCUGAACUUCUCCGACACCCUUUAGUGAUGGAACAGUUACAAAACGAAGUAAGGGAAGUUGUGAAAGACAAACAAGAUAUGUCAGAUAAUGAGUUGGAAAAAAUGCAUUAUCUAAAGGCUGUGAUAAAAGAAACAUUCCGUUGUCACCCUCCUGUCCCAUUAUUAAUACCUAGAAUAGCAAGCAGCGAUGUGAAAAUAAAAGGAUACGACAUUCCGGCAGGAACAAUGCUGUUAACUAAUGCUUGGGCUAUAGGCAAAGACCCUGCAUCUUGGGAUGAACCAGACAAGUUCGAGCCGGGGAGAUUCUUGAAUUCUUCCAUAGACUACAAGGGCCUCGAUUUUGAGUUGAUCCCGUUUGGGGCGGGGAGACGGGGCUGCCCGGGGAUCGCCUUUUCUGCUGCUACCGUUGAGUUUGUGUUAGCAAAUCUUGUGUGGAAGUUUAACUGGGAAUUGCCUGAUGGAAGGAAGGAUGUGGACAUGACUGAAACUCCUGCAGCUACACUCCACAAAGCUCUUCCUCUUCUUGCACUUGCUAAUCAAUACUCAUGAUUUGGAACUCUUAAUUUCUCAACAUUCGAGUUGCACGCGACUAUGAUGUCCCCUAAAAUAAAAAGCAAUACUUGCUACUUCUCAACUUUAUUAUUAUUAUUAUUAUUAUUAUUAUUAUUAUUAUUAUUAUUA